GUUGAUCGAAUGUUCAUCAACCGAGAAAUGCAAAACCUCGCAGCGCAUUUAUCGCAAAUCGUCAAAAGAUGGUAUCCAGAAAAAUAUGCUUCGAUGCCGGCAAAAAGUGGAAAACAUCGCGCUCUUGACGGAAUACUUGAAAGUAUUCAAGAAUUAAAGUGGUAUUGCCAGAAUGAAGAUAAACGUGUAUCAAGUUUCAAAAUUCAAUCCGAUCCUUAUAAAUAUUAUUGUUGUUAA
Messenger RNA from Dracunculus medinensis (Guinea worm), 237 nucleotides. Lineage: Eukaryota; Metazoa; Nematoda; Chromadorea; Rhabditida; Dracunculidae. The record is from the annotation of a GenBank genome assembly.